Telopea speciosissima is the source of this 2082-nucleotide messenger RNA. Its product is annotated as piriformospora indica-insensitive protein 2-like. NCBI's taxonomy places the organism in Eukaryota, Viridiplantae, Streptophyta, Magnoliopsida, Proteales, Proteaceae. The coding region runs from base 703 to 1986 and encodes 427 amino acids. The record is from RefSeq and is a predicted model, not a curated record. Gene Ontology annotation, molecular function: protein binding. The transcript is spliced from 2 exons.
UCUCUCUCUAGAGUCUAAUAUCCUAAUGUUUACUGCUCUACUGCUUUACUGCUAUCCUCUUAUUAUUGUUCUUACCAUAAUUGCUUUGUGCCUCGAGAGGUACGUCGUAUUUGCUGGAAGAUCACUUUGAUUUCUGCACUCUGGUUCUUCUCUUUCUCACCCCUCUGCUUAUCUAUAAACACAUGAAGGGAAAUUUGGAUCUAUUCUAUUCUCUGUAUUCUCAAUAUGUUUCAAUGGGUUUGAGGCCCUCCUCCUCCUUUCCAUUUUCUUCCUUCUUGCUUUCAAUCUUAAUCUUUCUGCUUCUUCCUCUCAAUUCUGUGGAUAUGCUAGCCGAAACCGGAAUUCAUAAGAGGCAGCAAAACGUAAUGUUCUUGUCAUGGUAUCUGCAAUUGGGUUAAAGUUUCUGGGUUUUGUUUCCUUUUACUAUAUAUGGAUACUCUGUUGCAGUCUGGUGAAAAUUAGGUAUGGUUCUUGCUCUCAACCAUGUCAUCCAAUUUUUUAUUAUUCUGAUUUUGUCUUUGUCCUACUUUCAUGGGGAGUUUCCAUAAGUCCUUCAAAAUCUUUCAUUCUUGUUCCUGAGUGAGAGACUACAGAAACACAUGUUGUCUCUCCUGUUCUGAUAUGUAAUCAAGCUACAGUGCUACACUGGGUUUGUUUUAGUAUUUCUUUUGUUGGGUUCUUUUUCUUUGGCUUAAAUCAGCCAUGAAAAGUUUCAACAUCAACGUUGGAGCUGUUUCUCUUCUUUCGCUCCUCCUUUUCUUGAAGGUUUCCUGCAUUGGCGACUAUGAAGAAACUUCAGUGGCUCUUAUGGAGAAAACAGAGCAAGAAUCUCUGUAUUCGGCCAUACAAGGGUUCGUGGGGAGCUGGUGGAAUGGCUCAGAGCUUUAUCCUGACCCUUGUGGUUGGACCCCAAUACAGGGAGUCUCUUGUGAUUUCUUUGAUGGCUUUUGGUAUGUAACUGGCAUCAACAUUGGACCUGUUCAUGACAACUCUCUCAGCUGCGCCAGGAAUGUUGAGUUCAGCCCACACCUGUUUGAGCUCAAGCACCUUAGAAGUCUCUCCUUCUUCAAUUGCUUUGUCUCUCCUCGUCGACGCCCAAUCUCAAUUCCUACUCAGAACUGGAAGAAACUUGCUGAAAGCUUAGAAUCUUUAGAAUUCCGAUUAAACCCAGGUGUAAUAGGACAGAUUCCAGCGAUCUUCGGCAGCCUCACCAAGCUUCAAUCUCUUGUGUUACUUGAGAAUGGAUUAAGCGGUGAAUUACCGAUCAAACUUGGUAAUUUAAUCCACCUAAGGCGACUAAUCCUUGCCGGAAACCAAUUCUCCGGUCGAAUUCCCGAUUGUUUGGGUGGAUUGACUCAGCUCCUAAUCUUUGAUUCAAGCAGGAAUGCUCUGUCUGGGAAUUUACCUUUGAGUUUUGGAGGGUUGACUUCACUCCUAAAGCUUGAUUUGAGUGACAAUCUGUUGGAGGGAAAGCUUCCUGAAGAGCUUGGAAAUCUGAAAAAUCUUACUUUAUUGGACCUUAGAAGCAAUAAGUUUUCAGGUGGGUUGACUCAAUCACUUCAAAAAAUGAUCUCCUUACAAGAGUUGGUGUUAUCCAACAAUCCAAUAGGGGGAGACCUCAUGGGUGUUGUGUGGGAAAAUCUGCAGAACUUGAUUGUUCUAGACCUCUCUAACAUGAGCUUGGCAGGACAGAUUCCAGAAACUAUUGCAGAGCUCAAGAGAUUGAGAUUUCUGGGUCUGAACAACAACAACAAUCUUUCAGGAAACAUCUCUCCAAAAUUUGAAGCUAUGCCUUGUCUGAGUACUCUCUAUCUGAAUGGAAACAAUCUGACUGGAGAACUCAAAUUCUCUGAAUGGUUUUAUGGGAAAAUGAAGAGGCGAUUUGGAGCUUGGAACAACCCAAAUCUCUGCUACCCAGUUAAAUUGAUGUUAACAGAGCAUGUUCCUUAUGGAGUAAAACCUUGUCAGCCGGAGGUUAGAAUAUAAUUGAAAAACAUUACUUGGUGAUGGGGAUCUGAAUCUGAUUACCUUAUUUUUAGUUUUAUUGAGAUCUUCAAGCUGUGGUGUUAAUGGGUUUUGGAA